ACGCCCAAUCAAACAAGACUUGAGUUUGAAAUGAGAGUAGAUAGUUGUUCUCUGUGUGUAUACUAAGCCCCACCAAACACAUCAUCUGACCCCAUUUCUGACCACAAGUCUGAAUUAUAACAGAUUUCUUCUUCUUCUUUUUAUUUUUUAUCCUGUCGGAUGUUUACGAUCUUCAGCUGCUCUGCGUCGAUAGCUGUUUCAUGGGACCCCAGGACGGAGAGAGAGAUUGGGUUGACGUGGCAAAUGAUCUGUUCAGCAAGUGUCACAUAAACCUGAGGGUGAGAAAAGUGACGGAGUGUGAUGCAAAUGUUUUCAUUGCUUUGUAUGAGAACAUCUUGGGGGAGAAAGUUCCAGAUUAUAUUGCAGGACCACGCAGCCAAGAGGAUGACAUCCAUAACGUUCAGUCUGUGAUUGAUUCACUGUCUCUGGAUUACCUUCAGAUCAGCCUGUCUCACAUUACCGGAGAAAAUGUUGUCAGAGCGGACGAAGAGUCCAUCAAGAACCUUCUGGAGAUCUUUGAUGGUCUCCUGGAAUACCUUAAUGAGGAGAUAAGCGAGGACUCACAGAAUAGUGAGGAACUGAGUCACAGUCUCAGUGAAGAUGCUCCAUGUGAAAAUAAAGAGUCAACAAUCUACAAUGCCACAAAGCACAAAGAGACUAAAGUGGAGGGAGCAUCUUUGUCUUCCACUGGAGAGUCCACCGCCCAGUCCAGUAAACAUUCCCUCCAUUCCUGGAACUGUGAGGAGAUGGGCUCAACCAGUGAGAUUAUUGGGCUGGGAGUCUCUGCUCGCACAUUUACAGGCAACCAAGAUGGACUGGCUAUCCCACCACAAACCUCGGAUGCUAUCACUACCCCUGGUUUUCUGGACACCCUGGAUGCCCCACUGACUGAACCACUGCACUUAGCCAUCCCUCUGCAGCCACCCAGCCAGAGCAACAAUCCACACAGUUCUGACACAGAGCCACACGCACACGGCCAGCUCCCCAGCGCUGCUGGGCUCAGUCAACAAACAGAGGGAAAAACUGCACCUGUCACUACAGAGAUCCCAAAACCAGUAGACGAGACCAUUGUUUGCAACGGACUUCACUCUCCUUCCCUGUGCCAGUCACCUGCUGUGAGUGUGAAGUCUGUGUCCAGUCAACAGAGAACAAGGUCAGACGUGGAGGAGGAGACACUGCAGCCAUUAAAUGGAGGUCCCAGGAGGGUUUUGUUCCGCACCCAGCCAGAUGUGCUGUUCCUCACCUUGCAGGAUGAGAUGGCACCCACCACCCCUUCUCCUUCAGACACUGAAGAAGAAGAAGAAGAAGAGGAGGAUCUGAGUUAUUCACAAACAUUACAGAACAAAAGAAUGCAUCACAGAGAAAGGACAGAACACCGGAACCAGUUAGAGGAUCCUCUGUCAUAUCGCAGACAGAGAAAUAGAAAAGCAGAAGAGGAGCUGCAUCACAUAUCCGAAAAUCUGUCCCAUCGACUUGAAGAACUCGAUAUGAUGCUUAAGCGUGUUCUGGGAGAACCUGGAGAGUCAGGUGAGGUCAGAGGAGAGGACAAGCAGUCCCACCACAGUGACAGUGUCAUGGAGUGUCACACGAUUCCAAAACAACACACAGCAGGAACACUGGACGUUGAGUCAACUCAGCGGACACGCUCCCUGUCCCCCUCCCCUCCACGGGCCCGCCGCUCCCAGCAGGAACAGUUGGAGAAUGCAAUGGCAGAAGCCCUGAGCCUGGAUGAUGGACGGCAGACAAACCUCGCACUCUCUGAGCAUUCAAGGAGAGGAGAGGCACGACACAGACUGUCUCACAGAAAACACAGCAAGUAUCUGGAGAAUAAGGCAUGUGAGGAGGAGUUAAAAAGAUAUGAAGACAAAGAACGAGCAAAUUUAGACAAAGAACGUCUCAAAGCUCAGGAAGCUGAGCAAGAGUAUCGAGAGGCCAUACUAAAGGAUAUUUCCCAAGCCCCCCGCCUGUCCCCAGUUACAAAGAAGACCCAGCACAAGCCACAGCGACAUACUCAAACAGCCCCAGUACGCAGGCGGCAGGAGGCCCACAGGAAAGCUCCAUCAAUGAUGGUGAAGGAGAACGAACUCCUCCCUGUGCUACUGGAGGAGUUGCCCCACCUCCACAUUACCCCUCAGGUUCUGGGCAGGAUGUGGGAGCAGCAGAUGCAGCAGGUGGACAGACUCCACACCUCUACAUCUAAUCAUCAGAGCCGCCAGCGCCGCAAACGCACCGGCGAGUUGGAAGAGGCACAUAGGAAACAUGACCUGCUGGUGGAUCUUGUCAGCAAGGAACGGGACCACAAGAAGCGUCUGAGGGACUUCCAGGAGCGUAUCCAGCAACAGAAGUCGACACAAAACAGAGUGAAGGAACAGAGGCAACAAGUGGCCCGUGCCAAGAAGUACCACAACGACUACCACGUCCAACACCGCGCUCGUCUGAUGAGGGCACGCACCAAAGAGGAGCAGAUGUUUCGGAAACUGUUCGAAGAAGGUUUAGAGCUGCAGAAAGUCAGGUUGAGGGAACAGAGAGCUUACGCCAAGGAGCAGCAACUGGAACGUCAGAAGCGACACCAGGAUCACAUCAAGUCCAUGGAGAACUACUACAAAGACCAAUUUUCACUACUGGCUGAAAAACUUGCACAAGAGCGACAGGAGCUCCAGGUUCGGAAAAAAGCUCAAGAAAAGGCCCUGAUGAAGAUGAAGCGAGAGCUGCACUCCAGGAUGGAGCGUGAGAUUGGGGAACUGCAGAAAAUUGUCGUCCAGAACGACGAAGACGACUACUUUGAGAACCUGGAGGUCCAGAGGCUGCGUAAUCGGAUGCACACGGCUUCUUUCCAGUACAACACUAGCUAUCUGCACUGAGCACACAAGCAGUGCUGUUGAUGAUUCUCUCGAUCGAGGCUGGAUGUAUUAUGUAUUUUUUGAACUGUCCGAUUUGGGUACGGCACACGGAAAUCUGAAUAGUACCAUCUUCUCAGGCAACUUUCUUCAAAAGAUUUGCACAAGGAAAAAAAAGAAGAAAAAAAUCAGGCAAGUCCUGAUCAUUAAUUAAUAAUGAACGGAACACUCAAUAUGUAGCAAACAGCUAACUCUUCCUCUCAUCUGAGCUGCUAGACCUGAACUUGAAGACACCUUAGACCAAGUCCCCUUCUCCUCCAUGGUUUUAAGAUUGUUUGAAAAUAGUUCCCUCACUGUGCAGUCUAUGUUGUUACAAUAGCAGGAAAUGAGUCAAAAUACUCUUCCUCCUGCCAAAAUAGGGACCAACGAUGCAAAGUUAGUAUGAAUGUCACCUUCAAGAUUUUUAUUCCCACGUGUGAUGUCUUCCUAUAACAUUUUAACCGUGUCAGCAGAUUAUUUAUUUUUUAACUUUAUUGUCAUUUCAUUUUGAUUCACCUGGUGUUGUGCUGUCUGAUCACCAGGGGGCGAUGAUAAUCAGUCUUACGUGACAUCGAUGUUGAUUGUUUUUAACUUGCAGGAACCUUAAAGGGAUAGUUUGCAUUUUACUGUGGGGGGUGUAUAAGGUACUUUAAGCACAGUCCUAGUUUGACAUACUGUGGACAGCAUUCUAUUUGCGGUCUGUUUGUCGAGGCAGAACACCAAUGAGAUUUCCACAUUGUUUUGCUGUAAACUGGGACCACAGAGAAAUCACGUGUAGCCCAAACAGAGGACCUGACUGAAUAAACCCAUAACAAUCUAAA
This is a messenger RNA of Solea senegalensis (Senegalese sole), 3697 nucleotides long. RefSeq names its product centrosomal protein of 95 kDa-like. Gene Ontology annotation, cellular component: centrosome; spindle pole. Bases 201 to 2861 code for a protein of 886 amino acids. The transcript is spliced from 21 exons. The record is from RefSeq and is a predicted model, not a curated record. NCBI's taxonomy places the organism in Eukaryota, Metazoa, Chordata, Actinopteri, Pleuronectiformes, Soleidae.